Molecule: messenger RNA, 1819 nt
Organism: Lethenteron reissneri (Far Eastern brook lamprey)
Lineage: Eukaryota; Metazoa; Chordata; Hyperoartia; Petromyzontiformes; Petromyzontidae
Product: acid-sensing ion channel 3-like
Biological process (GO): sodium ion transmembrane transport
Cellular component (GO): plasma membrane
Molecular function (GO): ligand-gated sodium channel activity; pH-gated monoatomic ion channel activity
Source: RefSeq, a predicted model, not a curated record
AUGAGCAGCGCGGCUGCAGGCUGCCUUCUAAAUCCAUGAAGUAACAUUAAAUGGCUCACUGAGAAUCAGAGAUUAAGAUUGUUUUUGUUGAGCGGUUGUUAAAAGAGUUUUUUAAAAGUUUAGGACCCACGAAAUGUUAUUUAUUUUCCCUCUGCUGAAGUCUUGACAAUUCUUUUCUUGGAACAUUACAAGUUGCGAUAAACUCACAGAAAUGCUGCAUUCUUGGGCUCGAGAACAACUGAACUGUGGCUGCCACAACACUGCCAUUGCCGUAAAAUACCAAUGACGACAAAAGCACGUUUUCUGCCAACAACAAAAUACGCAAACCUUUUCUUAAAAAAAAAAUGCCAAUCAGCAUAAUCUGCAGCAUGCCUCUGCCGUUCGAAGAGAGGGCAGCCGAGUCGCCCGCAAAGGGACGCGACCUGGAGAGGGAACGGCGGCGGCGCCGGCAGCGGCAGCAGCAGCGUAGGGGUGAUGGAAGAUUCGAACGGGAGAUGGACUCCCCGCCGGCACCUUCAGCGCCCCCGGCCGCGACAAGCGGCGGCGGCCGCUCGUUGUCAGACUUUGCCGGCGGGACCACGCUGCACGGCGUGUCGCACGUGUUCGUGCCGGGCGAGCGGAGCGGGCUGACCGCACGCCGCACCCUCUGGGCCCUCGCCGUGAUCGCCUCCAUCGCCCUGCUGCUGCUGCAGUGCGUCGACCGCGUCGCUUACUACCUCCGGUACCCGCGCAUCACCUCGCUGGAUGAGACCUCCAACCCCAACGUGAUCUUCCCGGCGGUCACCAUUUGCAACUUCAACACCCUCCGCCGCUCGGCGCUCACGUACAACGACCUGUUUUGGACCGCCGAGCUCCUGGGUCUGCCCGAGGGCGUCAUUGAAGCCGAAGUGGCCGGGGCCGAUCUGGACGGCCAGCGUCCGAGCCUGGGCGCGUCGCUUGGGCUGCCCGGGGUGUCCACGGCGGACGCGCGGAGGCCGGGCCCCGGGAGGACGUUCAACAUGUUGGAGCUGUAUGCGAGGGCUGGCCACCGCAUGGAGGACAUGCUGCUGCAGUGCCGAUAUCGAGCCGCCGAAUGCAAGCAUGUCGACUUUGUCACAGCACCUCCCGUGGACUUUUGGAAUAUUAUUCGCAACAUUGCGUGGAUGCCGGGCGCUGUGCAUUCGCCCUACUCUUGAGGCUGAGUACUGUACUGCGAUGUUUUUGUCAGACUUUUCCGAUGUCAUCCUAGAUCGUAACUAGUCAUUGCAUGGUUACUAACCUGCGUGUAUCGUCAAUGUGAAGUGCAUGUGUUAUUUAUUCAAGGACAUAUUAAACGUCUUCUGUUAUGUUUUGCAUCCAAAUAGAUUGUAAAGUCAAUGUGGUUGUUAGGAAUUGCUUCUCGUUGUAACGAUUUUUUUUAAACAUAUCUAUUAUUCAUUAUUUUAGUUUAGUCCAGCUAUAUUGAAGAUAACAUAUUCUGCCUUUUAUUAGUUGCUGCAGUCUUGUUUGGUUAUGUAAUGUAAUAAUUGUCUCAUGAGAGGAGAAAUCGGACACUGUUCAGAGAACAAGAGGCAUGCAUGCAAUUUAAAUCGGUGUUAUUCAAACCUGUGAACGAGAGCAUUCGGGCACUCUAAAUCAGGCAGUUUUUAUUUCGGACAAAUACUCUACACCAUAUUUAUAUUUCAGUUAAUGCGGUGUGCAGUAAAUAUAGCACGUAGGUUGGCAGUAAGUAGGGUGAGCGAUUACAUCAUUUCUGUUUUUUCACGUCGUUGUGUCUCUGUGUUCAUGCGCUCUUCUGCCUCUUGGGGAGCGGGAGAUUGGAUUGAUGCAGCCCCGUGUG